UCAGGGAAUGAUAGGAGGCUGAGGUAGCAGCCAGUUCCUCCUCGCCAACUCCCAGAGAGCCUCCCUCCAUUCCCCAUCCUAGAGAAGGAAACCAAUGCCACGGCCCUCAAGGAGCCCCCGGGACCAGGGUGACCCCCUCGACGAUGUGGCCUACUUCUGCAGGGAUCCCAGGCCCAGGAGCCCCAGAGCGGUCCAGCGAGGCCGGAACCCCUGCAGAGUGACGGAGGAGUCCUCGCCAAACAUGAAUGAUGCCUUCCUGUUUCCGCUCCGUCUCAACGGCCCAUCCCCAGGCCUGGUUCAGUUCGUAGUGGGAUGUAUGUCCUGGAUCACCUGCCUGGCCUGCUUCCUGAGGACUCAGGUCCACCAAAUUCUAUUCAACACCUUCAGAUGCAAACCGCUCUUCCAGAAGCUCAUGGAAAAGACAGGUGUCCUGGUCCUCUUUCUUUUUGGAUUCUGGGUGUUUAUGAUGCACUUACCAUCCAAAGUGGAAGUCUGGCAGGAUGACAGCAUAAAUACUCCACUGCAGAGCUUGAGGCUGUACCAGGAGAAGGUGCGACAUCACACAGGGGAAAUCCAGGUUCUCCGAGGUAUUAUAAAUCAGCUCACUGCCAAGCUCCAGGAGAUGGAAGCCAUGUCAGAUGAGCAAAAAAUGGCCCAGAAGAUAAUGAAGAUGAUACAAGGAGAUUACAUUGAAAAGCCGGACUUCGCCCUGAAGUCUAUCGGAGCCUCUAUUGACUUUGAGCAAACAUCACCCACAUACAACCACGACAAGGCUCGCUCCUACUGGAACUGGAUCCGGCUGUGGAACUAUGCACAGCCCCCGGACGUGAUCCUCGAGCCCAACGUGACACCUGGCAACUGCUGGGCCUUCUCGGGUGACCGCGGCCAGGUGACCAUCCGACUGGCCCAGAAGGUCUACCUGUUCAACCUCACCCUGCAGCAUAUCCCCAAGACCAUCUCACUGUCGGGCAGCCUGGACACGGCCCCCAAGGACUUUGUCAUCUACGGCAUGGAAGGCUCCCCCAGGGAGGAGGUAUUCCUGGGGGCGUUUCAGUUCCAGCCAGAAAACAUCAUUCAGACGUUCCAGCUCCAGAACCAGCCCACCCGGACCUUUGGGGCAGUCAAGGUGAAGAUAUCAAGCAACUGGGGGAACCCACGCUUUACCUGCCUAUACCGCGUGCGAGUGCACGGCUCUGUGACCCCACCCAGGGAGCAGCCUAACUGAUCCCCCACCCCGAGAGAGAUUAAAGUUUAUUCUUCAUGACCCAG
Messenger RNA from Eptesicus fuscus (big brown bat), 1269 nucleotides. It is a transcript of the gene SUN5, whose product is annotated as Sad1 and UNC84 domain containing 5. Gene Ontology annotation, cellular component: nuclear envelope; meiotic nuclear membrane microtubule tethering complex. Gene Ontology annotation, molecular function: protein-membrane adaptor activity. Gene Ontology annotation, biological process: nuclear envelope organization. The coding region runs from base 95 to 1225 and encodes 376 amino acids. The record is from RefSeq and is a predicted model, not a curated record. The transcript has 13 exons. Lineage: Eukaryota; Metazoa; Chordata; Mammalia; Chiroptera; Vespertilionidae.